AUGAUGUGCAAUAGAUUGGAGUUAUUCUGCAAGCGCUAUGCUCAAAUGGCUCAUUAUCGCAGUCCGUCGCUUACCUCAGUUCGUUUUUUCUCUGCGGAACCGAGUGAUGUAUGGAGCUUUGGGUAUUCCAAUCGUACAAUUACCCUAAAAUUGUCUGGUCUACCAUCUUUACCCAAGAAGCGUAAAAACAGCACUCUUUAUACAUCGAACAGGCGUGUUAUUGAAGCUGCAGUAUCGGCAGUGCCGUCAUGCGACAUUGUGGCAAUGGGUUUAGGUGCACCUGAAUUGGGUGUAAUUCAUCGUUACCUUGAAUUUAAAAAAUCAAAAUCAUCGCAACCAAAGCAAGCUCAUAAAUUCAAAAAUGCAAGGCAGUUGGUGAAUACAUAUCAGCAAUAUGUAGAUGUGGCAGAAGCUGCCGCAGCUACUGGCAUUAAUGUCAUCGGGAUCGGCCGCAGCAAGCAAUCAGAGGCUGCAAGUUUUGGUAAAGCCGCAACAGAGAAUAAGCUAGAAGUUCUACGUUUGCUGUCACUUUAUUUACGUAUAGGUGAUGUCUUGAAAGAUGUCAAUACACAAGAGGAAUUCAAGAAGGCUGCUCCAUCUAUAUACCAAGCUGUCGUAGCUGAGGGCGCUUUCUACUGUUUUUGUCGUCUGCAUGAGCUAUUUUACAGGAUCGACGAGGAAUUGCUUUGUCGCCGUAAAAACGUCAAACUCCUUGUAGUGGUGGAUCAGCAUCUGGUUCACGAGCUCACAGAACUCAUUCGCAAAAAGAUGCCCGCGAUGCUCGAUGGAAACACACCGCCCAUGGUUGACGUUCUGCAAAGCCUUGACAACCGUAGCCGCAAGGGAUGGACGCGAUUUCUGCUCCAGUUUAUUAUCAUACCUGGGUUCGCCAUCACUGCUACCGUCUGUUAUGAAUUGUAUGUGUUACUUUCUCCCCAAGUAAAUGCUCUAUCCACGCAUUUCACCGGUAGAGGCUACCUGAACACUUUUAGGAACAACGGAAAGAGCAGUCAUAAAACGGCCGACCCAGUAGACAUAUCACGUGAAUGA
Messenger RNA from Babesia sp. Xinjiang, 1050 nucleotides. RefSeq lists its product as uncharacterized. The transcript has 3 exons. The coding region runs from base 1 to 1050 and encodes 349 amino acids. Lineage: Eukaryota; Apicomplexa; Aconoidasida; Piroplasmida; Babesiidae. The record is from RefSeq and is a predicted model, not a curated record.